AAGGCUGCCUGAGAAAUCAGUUUAUUAGGAUAUAGAGACCGGUUAACUAAUGGUUUAGUUAAAUUAGAUUACUGGUUAAAGUUUCCUUUAGCUUGAACCAAUGUAUAUAUAGGAACCCUGUACAGCAUUUUACAGAAUUAAGGAAGAUGAUUCUGUUUCAACGUCUUUCUCUUAAUAUGGUAUCAGAGCAGUGACGAUUUUCCGCCAUUGUUUCCCCUUCGAGCUUUUCUGGUGAUUUCUUCACAUCUUUGAGCUUCGAUUAUCGGCUAUGAGUGCUUCAAUUUCUCAGCUGAUUCUCGAUUUAGUCUCUUGAUUCUUGAUCACUAUUAUUGAGCUCCUUUCAUAUCUUUCUUUUCUUCUUUUAUUCCCGAUCUUCAUCCCUUAUUUGACCUAAAUCUUUGCCGUCUCUUCCUUUGAUACAUAUCUCGGCUUGAUUUUUCUUCGUCGAUUUCAAUUUCAUCAUCUGAAAUGGGAUCGAUUAAUGCUGAUAGCUCUACGAAUACUCGUUCUCAACAACAACCUCUCGAUCAAUAUGAGAAUCCUUACUUCCUCCACGCAUCUGAUCAUGCCGGUUUGGUACUUGUCUCCGAUCGUCUCAGCUCAGGAUCUGAAUUUCAUUCUUGGCGCAGAUCUGUUAGAAUGGCACUCAACGUUCGCAACAAACUCGGAUUUAUCGACGGUACGAUUCCUAAACCUCCGGAUGAUCAUCGUGAUGCUGGAUCUUGGUCUAGGUGUAAUGAUAUGGUAGCUACAUGGUUGAUGAAUUAUGUGUCAAAGAAAAUACGCCAGAGUUUGUUGUUUAUGUCUACUGCUGAAUCAAUUUGGAACAAUUUGUUGUGCCGAUUUAAACAAAAUAAUGCUCCGCGUGUUUAUGAGAUAGAACAGCGUUUGAGCUCGAUUCAACAGGGAUCUAUGGAUGUUAGCACAUAUUACACAGAACUUGUUACUCUAUGAGAAGGAUAUAGGAAUUAUGUGGAGUUGCCCUUAUGCACUUGUGGAAAAUGUGAAUGCAAUGCUACAUCUUUGUGGGAAAAGCUCCAGCAGAGGAGUCGUGUUACCAAAUUCCUCAUGGGAUUGAACGAAGGCUAUGAACCUACUCGAAGGCAUAUUUUGGUUUUGAAGCCUAUACCUUCUAUUGAGGAUGUGUUCAACAUGAUUACACAAGAUGAACGCCAGAAGAAUAUUAAGCCAUCUCCGAGAGUGGAUAAUGUUGCGUUUCAAGCUAGUGGACCUGCUCCAGGAACGCUUUACAAUGAAGGCUACAACCCUGGUUAUUACACUGGUCCUGAUGAGAAUGCAGCUUAUGCCACUACUUACAACAAUCAGCGACCUCAACAGAAGCCGAUGUGUACUCAUUGUGGUCGUCUUGGACAUACUAUUCAAAAGUGUUAUAAGUUGAAUGGCUAUCCUCCUGGUCACAAAUUUGCUCAAAAGCAACCACAAGGAUCUUCUGAAGGAAUGUUUCAACCUCGGGGUCAGAUGCAACAAGGACCUCGACCACCGUUUAAUCCACAAUACUCUCAAGCUACUUCAUUUCCAAAGCCUAAUAUUGUGGUUAAUGCUGUAUCCACAUCACAAGCUCCACCGACUAUGACUACUAAGAGUGUCGAUCUUAGUCAUUUCAGUCAGGUUCAGGUUCAGUCCUUGAUUGCUCAGCUCAAUGCUCACGUGCAUCUUUCAGAGCAACCGUCUUCUUCUUUUGCGAUGAUCACAGCAAAUGGUCAUAUGGCUCCUACAUCUACAUCGGGACCAUAUUCUGGGCUUGACGAUUGGUAAAGGAUCACUUAUUCACAAUCUUUACAUUUUGGAAACUGGAGUUCUUACUUCUUCAUCAUUUUGUGGAUCCUUGGUGGAUGGACAUCUCUGGCAUCAACGCCUAGGACAUCCUUCUUCUGCCAAGUUACAACACAUUCCUGGUAUCUUGCCUAUGUCCAAGUCGAGUCAGUCUCAUUGUGAAGUCUGUCCUUUAGCUAAACAGAAAGCCUUACCUUAUGUAUCUAGUAAUAGCUUCUCUUCUGCACCAUUUGAGCUUGUUCACUUAGAUACUUGGGGUCCAUUUGCAAUCAAGUCUGUAGAGGGAUACAAAUAUUUUUUCACCAUUGUAGAUAAUUGUACUCGUGUUACAUGGUUAUACAUGUUGAGAAAUAAAAGUGAUGUUGC
Eutrema salsugineum is the source of this 2160-nucleotide messenger RNA. RefSeq lists its product as uncharacterized. The transcript is spliced from 2 exons. Gene Ontology annotation, molecular function: nucleic acid binding; zinc ion binding. The record is from RefSeq and is a predicted model, not a curated record. Lineage: Eukaryota; Viridiplantae; Streptophyta; Magnoliopsida; Brassicales; Brassicaceae. Bases 1069 to 1776 code for a protein of 235 amino acids.